AUGUGCUAUGAUUGCGGGAAGUUCGGUCACAUUGCUCGGAAGUGCAGCAAGCCGGACAGGCGGGAGCAAAAACCGGAGCAGAAGAAGGUGGGAAAACCUCCCAAGGGUGUGGCCUUUAGCAUCAUUGAGGGAGUGUCGACCGACGAGUGGCUCGUCGAUUCGGGUAGCUCCCAACACCUGACUAGGGACAAUAGCCUAUUUCACGUGAUGUAUGUCCCGGGGGUGGCGGCGGAUUUGAUCUUGGUGAGCAAGGCCACCGAGGUUGCGGAGAAGUUCGACGUGCGCGACCUGGGGGAGGCAAAAUACUUCCUCGGCAUGGAGCUGACGCGCGAUAGGGAGGCGCGCACCCUAAAGCUAACUCAAAAGAAGCUGACGGGGGAGCUUGUCGGACGAUACGGACUAGCGAGCGCUCGGGCGCGCUCGGUGCCUCUCGGAACAGGGGACAAAUUAACCAAAGAAGGUGAACCUCUCGACACAAAGCGGUUUCCCUACGUGGGUGCGCUUGUGCGCCUUAUGGCGGGGCCGACGGAGGAGCACUGGCGGGCGGCGCUUGGAGUUGUGCGCUACCUGGCGGGUACGGCUGAGGACGGAGUAACCUUUGGGGGGAGCGGAGAGGCUCUCAUGGCUUAUUGCGAUGCGAAUUACGCGGGUGACGUGGACACAAAGCGGUCCACAACGGGGUACGUCUUCUUGAUGUAUGGGGGGGGGCGGUCGAAGCACAUUGACGUGAUUCAUCACUUUGCACGGGAGCGUGUGGCACGCAAGGACGUUGCGUUGGCGUACUGCGGGACGGAGGAAAUGAAGGCGGACAUCAUGACCAAGGCGUUAGCACCGGGGAAGUUCAAGAAGUGCAAGAGCCAGAUAGGAAUUGCAUAA
Klebsormidium nitens is the source of this 876-nucleotide messenger RNA. Lineage: Eukaryota; Viridiplantae; Streptophyta; Klebsormidiophyceae; Klebsormidiales; Klebsormidiaceae. The record is from the annotation of a GenBank genome assembly.